GGGACCGCCCAUGGAUGGAAAUUUCCAGAAGCUGCCGCUGCUUAAAACCCGUUUCUACAACGGUCUCGGUCAUUCGUGUGACGACAUCUGAACGGUGUAGGUUUCUUCGACUUAACUCGCUACAAGUCAACAAAUCUGAAAAUUCGUGAACUUUAAUAGAUACCCACUGUGGUGUAAUACACGUUUUGAGGUAUUUUUACGCGCUCGUAGUUUCUUCCGACGUUUUUGAAAGAGGAGUUUCAAGCCACGGUUGACCUGCCCUAGGCAGAAAUCUGAACCAUGGCCAAGCACGUGGACUCCAACUCUGAAAUGGCUCACGCUCGCCAGACCGAUGGGCUCAACGUGAUUUUCGACCAGAAAAGUCCUGGAUCGUCCCGCUCGCGCUCACGCUCUGUCUGCAGUAGUGCCAGCAGCCGUUCCACCGGCUCCAGCUACAAGGGUCCCGAGAACCGGACACGAUACAGGUCUUCCUCCUGCUCUUCGUCAUCUUCUUCGAGCUCGUCCUCUUCUCGCUCCAGGUCUCGGUCCUACCCCCGCUGCCACCGGAGGACCUCACGCUGCCGCUGUGAUGACCAUGGAGGCCGUGGCCGCACCCCACCUCGCCGCUACAGGGCCCACUCUCGCUCAUUCAGCCGCUCUCCACCUCGCCGCUACAGGGCCCACUCUCGCUCAUUCAGCCGCUCCCCACCUCGCCGCUACCGGGCUUACUCCCCCUCCUACAGCCGCUCACCCUCUCCAGAUAGGUACUCUCGUCAUCGGAGACACUACAGGUCCCGUUCCAGGUCUCCCCUGCGCUGGGACCGAUACAGGAGACCUGCGAGUCAGUUUAGAUGCAGUUUCUCCCCACCCUCCAGGACCUACAGGCGGCGAUCGAGGUCCAGAUCCACUGAACGAUCCGUCAGCUUGAGCUUGCAUGAUAAAAGGGCACUCUUAGAAGCUGCUCAGACCAACGCCAUGAGGCUGUUUGGAGUGGAGAAGCUGGACCUUCCUGAAAGUGUGAAGCCAAUCCUUAAAGACGAGCCCGAGCCCAACAGAUCAUUGCCAGAGCCAGGGUUGAGGGCAAAGGAGAGCAUCCAGAGGCUGUCAGAGAUUACAUGACACUGGUCUCCUUCACUCAUCGGCACCUGGGAAUAAAGGGCUGUCAUGUGACUUGGGUGACAAUGUUUGUUUGCGUUCAAAUGUUAGUUGAUAACUCCUGACAUGUUAGUAGGCAAUCAAGUUGUGUAAUGUUAGCAUUGUGUGCAUAGACUAAAUUACACACAUAAAAGCUUAGCUCAUAUUCGGACAGGCUGUAGACUAUUUGACAUUACAAAUGUAUUUAUGCUUGCAGAUGAAAUGGGUUAUUGUUAUUUAGCAGAGUCUGCCACUCGCUGAUGGAUCACAGGUGUGUGGACUGCAUUAUAGUGACUAUUCCUGUCAAGAACCACUCUCCAUAUGUCAAAGAUAAGUUGGUACACAGAAUGUGUGCUAAGGGGUUGGGGUACCUGCGUCUCCGUCAUUAUUCCACUCUUAAAAACAAUGUCUGCUUCAAGGUCUGUCCUCCUAAGACUAUUUGUGGGAGGAUCUGCAUUAAAGUAACAUCUUUAAGAUUUAUUUCUUAAAUCACAGUAAAGCUUCAUAUCAGUAAUGAACAGUAAAAAGCUUCAAAAUGAAGCUCACUGUUCUGCCCCUUGCUUGUAAUUAACUUGUUAUUUUUAUUUUUUUUUAAGAAACAGGAGAAUGAGCCAGAGCCAGGUGUGUCGAGUCCAGUGACAUCUCCCAAAAGAAAAA
Molecule: messenger RNA, 1770 nt
Organism: Nothobranchius furzeri (turquoise killifish)
Lineage: Eukaryota; Metazoa; Chordata; Actinopteri; Cyprinodontiformes; Nothobranchiidae
Gene: rsrp1
Product: arginine/serine-rich protein 1
Source: RefSeq, a predicted model, not a curated record